Molecule: messenger RNA, 2798 nt
Organism: Cladocopium goreaui
Lineage: Eukaryota; Dinophyceae; Suessiales; Symbiodiniaceae
Source: the annotation of a GenBank genome assembly
GCCAAAUUGGGGCGGUUAGCAAGCCAUGGACUUUGCUCUUCUACCCAUCUCCAAGGAUUCCUUGGAAUGGCAGUGCAGCAUCUUGAAGCUUGGAGGUCUUACUGUCUUGCUCAACUGUGGCUGGACAGAAUCGCUUGACCCAAAGCUACUGACACCGCUGAUUCCUCACUUGCAAGAGUUGGACUUGAUUGUCUUGACUCAUGCUGAUGUGCGGCAUUUGGGUGCGUUGCCGUACGUGUUGAGCAAAUAUCCAGUUUCUUGCCCAGUGGUGUGCACUGAACCAGUCUGCCGUUUGGGCGAGUUGAGCUGCGUGGCUUGCUUGGAAGACCGAGAGAAGUACCGUGAGGCAUCUGAGGCGUAUGAGGUUGAUGAUGUGCUGCGAAUUUUCAUGUCAAGAUUGACGACGCUGAAGUACAGAGAAACAUUUAGGAUCUCUGUGAAUGGACGCGUGUUGGCAGCCUGUCCAUAUCCAGCUGGAUCUCAUUUGGGAAGCGCCUUCUGGACCCUUCACUGUGGCAGCUUGUCUGCAGUGUACCUUGUGGAUGGUACAAUGAGACAAGGGAGAUAUUUGGAUGGUCUAGAAGUACAGCGUCUUCGACCUGUUUGCACAGGCGCGGCUCAACGUUGGGAUGUGCUGGUAACUGCCCCUGUCCCGUCUAUGGGCCUGGCUCUGCCACAGGGAGCUCAUCAGAAAGCGAAACCAUCCACAUCGAAGGCAAUUUCAGCAGCCCGGACAGUACGAGAACAAUGCUUUUUGGAGGAGACCAUAAGCACCCUUCGAAAGGGCGGCAGUGUCCUCAUUCCUGCUGAUGUGGCAGGGUGGAUCCCAGAGGCAUUGCUCCUUUUCGAAGCUGCUUGGGGACAGGACCGGCAACUCAAUACCUAUCCUAUUUGCUGGCUCUCUUCUGUUGGAGACAUGGUCUUGGACCAGGUGAAGACCCGCCUGGAGUACAUGGGGCAUGAAGUGCUAGAAGCCUUUGAGUCGCGGAUUGGUCAUCAUCCUUUCGUACUGAAAAGUAUCCGCAUCUUCCAGAGCCUCGAAGAGCUAAUCGCCGCCCAUCCACUGAACCGCCCGAAGGUGAUAUUCACUACAUCUCAGCACUUGGAAGGAGGCGAUGCACGAGAGCUUUUCUUCCGGCUCUCAGCAGAGCCCAAGACGCUGCUGUGGCUCUUGGGUGUGGCACCUGGUGGUACACUAGCGCGACAGCUGCUAGAAGACUUUGUCCUUAACCAAUGUGUGCGAAAAGAGUACCGCUUGCACCAACACAUGAAAUCUGCUCUGCCGGAUGAAGAACUCCGUGCAUUGUAUGAGAAGAUGCAGGAGCAGGUCUCCGAGCCUGCACCCCCGCCUGAAAUCGCUGUGGCGAUGAAGGCAGAAGAUAUCUUGCAGGUGAAAGGAGAGGACAGCGCUGCAAGCAAAGCUGCAAAGGAAGAAGAGGCAAAACCCGAGGUCAAGGUUGAAGCCAAGGCAAAGGAAGAGCUCAAGGACAGCAAGGAGUUCAAAGAAACCAAGGAUGUCGCCGCUGUGAACACCAGCGGACCAAGUGGACCAGGUGGAGCAAGUGGACCGAAGGGCAAUGCCUUGUGGAGCCCAUUGGGUUGGCCCAACAGUCGCACUGCAGCAUUCCAAGAGCAACGUGCUGAGAGUGAUCAGUAUGGGCAAGUUCUAAGCGCUGCUGAAGUGCGCCUCUGGAAGGCUCAGGACCAAGAGGGCAACAAAUACAGCAAUCCGUCAAUGGCAGAAGGAGGACGAGCAUCUAGCAUUCCACUGUCCAGUGGAAUGGAGGCCAUGAAGGAAGAAAAUCUCGAAUGGCGUGAAAGCCUACGUGAGCACUUCCGUGAGCCAAUGCAUUGUGAGGUGCGCGAACGGAUUGUGAAAGUGAACUGCAAAAUACGGUUUUUGCCGGACAACACGUUCGAAGCGACGGACUUGACAAACCUUCUGCAGCUGGCCUCACCCAGGCACGUGGUGCUACUUCCCAGCCGAGGGAAUUCCAGCACUGGAGACAUGCUGAAGGCAUAUUUUGAGUUUUCGAAGCAGCCGGAUCUGAAUCGGCCUGCGCCGGAGGUUCACAUCUUGCGUCCCAAGGACUUUCCAUUGCAGCUGUCAUUGAGGUCAAGCAAAAGGAAGCUGCAGAUUUCUAAUGAUAUGUGGCCGCAGAUAAGUUACAUGAAGUCUGCAGAUGGUAUUCGAGUAGCGCGUUUGCGCGGAUCUGCAGAUGCGGCAAAACCAGAACUGGGACCUUUAGAGGUUGACCUGGAAGAGACAUCGCCCCCGAAGCUUCCGAGACAAGGAGCGCUCUUUCUGGGCAUGGGGCAAGAUGCCUUACAUCUCAGCGCUCUAAAGGAGUCCCUAUUGGGAGCCGAGUGGUCCGCUGAUGUGGAACUGGCUUUCCGCCCCCCUGCUGGACAACGGCCCUGGAGUUCACGAAUCCUUUCUGUGGGAAAGGCUGCAAUGGGCUUCAAGGAUGUACCAGGACGAGGUGCAGCGCCGCUGCGCCUGGAAGGAAUGCCUAGUGAGGAGUUCUUCUUAGCUCGGGCUGCCCUGUACAAGCGCUGCGCAGUUGUGUGAAAAAACAUUUCGCUGCCAGAUUGGUUCAACUUUUCUGUCACAGACGUUUGUGUGUUAUGGGGUUUUAUGGUGUUUUGCUAUGCACGUCUGGUCGAGCUUGGCCGCAGAAGAUACUGUUGGUCAGGGGUAUGGUAACGCGUGCAAGAAAAUGCAAAAGGGCUCACAGAUACAGAGGGAGGCCCUCAGCUACCUCCUUCUCACAAACUCGAGCGGACAGAAACAUUGA